GUCACCAAGAGAAGGGUUAUAGGUGGAUCAGUAGGAUAAAGGAUACGAAGCUGGGCUGAUUCCUACUCAAUUCGGGGAUUCAGUUCACUUCGGCGCUGUUUUCAGCAAGAGUUGUAUUUUCAACUCUGCGACAGUGCGUCAUCGAAAGGGCGACUGUUCUUUCCACUUUAAAUGGAUGAUAAACUAAGAUUAAGGAAUUAGCGCAAACUAUGAAGAGCGGUUUCUGGGCCAUUAUCAUUUUGCUGACAAGCAGUUUAGUGGCUUCUCAGGAAACUGCACAGACACCCCCAGGACAAGAUCCAUUGCUGUUUAAGUUGCAGGGAUAUACACUGCCAGAAUCCUACAGUGCACAAUGGCAGUGUCCAGAUGGUUUUGUUUUUAUACGAGAGAAGUGUUUUAAAGUGUUUAGCAGCAAAGUAACAGAGAACACAGCAAAAGAAACUUGCCAGAGCUAUGGCAGUGUUCUCCUUGGUGUGUUGGAUGACCAAAGUACUACUGUGCAACUAGAUGUCUUAGUAAAGAAUACCAUCAAUGACUCUGCACCAGUUUCAUAUUGGAUUGAUUGGUCUUUGUGUGCAGAUGCGGACACUGGGGCUGACACAUGUACAGACAAGGUGUCAUGGAGGGCUGGGCAACCUUUAGAUCCCGCAGAUGUCCAGGUGGAUGAAGCCACAGAUGAGCCCCUGAAGUAUUGUACUGAUGCCUUAGUGCAGAGUGAACCAGGGACACCUGCUGAGUAUGGCUUUGUUAGCUGCAUUGAACUGAAUUAUUUUGUCUGUGAGACGGCAGCAUGCCAGCCAGGAGAAUUUCACUGCAAUGGCACUGGAUGUAUUCCUGCAAAACAAGUGUGUGAUGGCAUUCAGCAGUGCAGUUCAGGGGCUGAUGAAUUGAACUGUACAGUGUCGUGCGGUGGCUAUGAGAAAGGAACUUCUGGAAAUAUCAGCUUCCCUGAAUCUGGUGACACAUACCCAAACUCUGCCAGCUGUGAGUGGGUGAUAGAAGUGGAGGUUGGAUACAGAAUACAGAUUGAUAUCCUUGCAUUUGACACUGAGGACAAUUAUGACUUCCUGUUCAUUCACAGUGGCAAUCCCUCAAGUGAUAUCAACCUUCACACUAAGCUCAGUGGCAAAAAUGUAUCAAGAAAUUCAGUAGAGAUUGCCAGUAAUAUUGUAACUCUGAAGUUCACAUCAGAUGAGGAGGCAGUGCGCCCAGGAUUUGCAUGUUCAUGGAAAGCAGUCCCUGCUCCGAACUGUGACCAGGACUUAGUGGCUACUAGGGAGUGGCAGUACUUUACAUCCCCAGAGUAUCCAGAUGGUUAUCCUGUUGGCAUGGACUGUCUGUACAAUAUAUCUUCCUUAUUCCCUGCAGAGACACUGACUCUUGAGUUCAAAGAUUUCAACCUGACUUCUGGGGAUUCAGUGCAAGUUUUGGAUGGAAAAACAAGAGACUCAUCUCUUGUGGGCAAAUUUGUAGGAAGUGCUCUUCCCAAGCCAUUGGUGUCUAGUUCCAGUCAUCUGCUUGUGACCUUCUUCUCUGAUGCGUAUGGCAGUGGGAAAGGGUUUAAUGCUUCCUACAGGGCUGGUUGUUCGGCUGAAAUAGAGGCAAGCAGUGGAAUAGUGGAGUCACCAGAUUAUGGUACAACUAGCUACCCAUCGCUGCUAGAUUGCACAUGGAGAAUCAGGAACCCAGAUGAAACACCUCUUACCAUGUGUUUUAGUGUGCUAGAUACAGAGCUAGAUUAUGAUGUUGUGACAGUUUACAACAGCACAGAUGGUAGAUUUCCAUUUGGUAAUUUUUCUGGGGGCAUCCUUCCACCACCCCUGAGGUCUCAAAAUGGAAUCUUCUACAUGACAUUCAAAACUGACAGUGAUUUUAAUGACUACAGAGGCUUCAAUGCUUCAUUUUCAAUUGAUUGCCCAAGUUUGUACCCAUUACCAAAUAACAGCAUGAUCAGUAGUGAUUCUCCACACUACUGUAGUGUGAUCACCUAUUCAUGUAUGGCUGGUUAUAACCUCACUGGACCAACGACCAGAACCUGUCUUAGUGGAGGAGAGUGGAGUAACCCGCCUCCAGAAUGCACAGAAAUCAGUUGUGGAUCUGCACCAGGCAUAGACCGUGGCAGGGUCUUUGAUGCACAGUACAUCAAUGGGAAACCAUUGUAUGGAUCCAAUGUCACUUAUAUCUGUAAUACUGGAAAUGCUAUGGAGGGGAUGGCCACCAUUAAGUGCACUGAAAAUGGCUGGGAACCUGCACCAACUUGUAAAUUAUCUUCCUGCCCAGAGCCUGUGAUCAAGAAUGGUAGAAUUGUCAAUACCAAGCCAGAAUACAAGUUUGGGAUAGUGAUUAUCAUUGCGGCUGAUGAGGGAUAUAGAGUGGUUGGUGCGCCAAUUGCUAUGUGUUCUGCUGAAGGAUACUUUAUUAAUAUUCCAAAAAUUGAAGCAUUACCAUGCGCACCACCUUUGCCAUUUGCCAGUGGAAGCAUUAUAACCCCAGGACCCUAUGUUAGGAAUCAAACUGUGUUAGCUCAGUGUGAACCUGGCUUUGUGGCUGAAAAUGGGCUUCGGAAUGUCAGUGUAACAUGUUAUAUCGAUGGAACCUGGGAUCCCAUGCCUAACUGUACAGACUUGGAUGAGUGCACAGCUAUGGAAGGUGUUUGUGACCCCAGUGUCAGUAGGUGUGUUAAUCUUCCUGGAUCAUACGCUUGCUCCUGUUUGCCAGGGUAUGCACGUCCUAAUGGGACUAUUUUCAACUGUAUUGAUGUGGAUGAAUGUCUGGUGAACAAUGGAGGCUGUGAGCAAUCCUGUCAUAACACCAAUGGUAGUUACUAUUGUUCCUGCAUGGAAGGAUACAACUUGUACCUUGGCAAUGAGACUAGUGCCAUGGUGGGAAAUGCCACAGUUGAAAGGAUGGUGGAUAAAUCUUGUAUACCAAUGAGAUGUCCACCUUUGGUCAACAUUAGAGAAGGCAGUGCAUUAUUUAGCAGUUUCGCCAUUAAUUCUGAUGGUUCAUAUGACUACCCAGCAGAGGUACAGAUCACAUGCAAGACGGGAUACUUCCUUGAGGGACCAGAUACCAUUCAGUGCUUGUCCAAUGGAAGCUGGUCUUCCAACACUAGCAGGUGUUCUAGGGUUCGUUGUGGUAUGAUCAAGGCUCCUGCUAAUGGAAUGGUCUCUCUGUCAAAUGAGGACUACUUUGGCAGCCAGGCAAACUAUAGUUGCCAAGAAGGGUACAAGCUGACUGGGAAUCGCAUAAGACUUUGUGUUAAAUUUGAAUUAUUGAACAACCAGACUUUUUACAACUGGACUGGUCAAACACCAGAUUGUCAAAUUGUUGAUUGUGGCCCUCCACCAAAUGUUAGCUCUGGAUAUUCCACAAGUCUUGGAACUACCUUUGGGUCUGUAGCUCACUUUUCCUGCAGUCCAGGACUGAAAUUGAUAGGAGCUUCCGAGGCCUACUGUCUGGCUAAUGGACGAUGGAACUUUACAUCUGCUAAAUGUCUUCCUGAGGGCUGCCCAAACCCAGGCACACCAGAAUAUGGGACUUUGAUAUACAAUGGGAGCUACUUUGGCCUUGGUUCUUCAGUAAGAUUUCAGUGCACUAGGCCAGGCUAUAUUAUCUCAGAUCCUAAACCUGUAUUUUGUGACCUGCAACCUGAAGAAACAACUACAAGUAUGCCCACAACAGUAGAAGCAACAACUGCAGAAAUGACAUCUUUAACAACCCAAGGGAUAACAGAAGCACCUGUAAGCACAGAGGCAACCAGUGCUGGGACAUCUGCAGAAAUGACCUCUGUCAGUACAACUAUGGAAGUCACCCCAAAACCAACCACUGCUGAUACUCCCAUUACUUUAUCUAGUACUGAGGGGUCUACUUUUAGUCCUACUACUGGACCUACAAGACCUCCAGGGACAACAGAAACAACUGCAAGUACAGAGGCAACCAGUGCUGGUACAUCUGCAAAAAUGACCUCUGCCAGUACAACUAUGGAAGUCACCUCAAAACCAACCACUGCUGAUACUCCCAUUACUUUAUCUACGGCUGCUAGUACUAUGGUCUCUACUUUAAGUCCUACCACUUCACCUACAAGACCCCCAGGCACUGGAAGAUGCAUUGGGUAUGGAGAUCCACAUUACAGAACAUUUGAUAAACGGAUCAUACACUUUCAAGGCACCUGUAAAUACACUAUGGCUCAAAGCUGUGGUGCCUCACAAGCAAAUCUCACUGAAUUCUUGGUGUCUGUGGAAAAUGAACACCGUAAGGGUAAUAAGAAGGUGUCUUGGUUGAGAAAAGUUGGUGUUGAGGUCUAUGGGAAUAUUAUCCGCUUAGAAAAAAGAAGAAAAGUCUAUAUCAACGAUGAAAGAGUGGAACUCCCAAUAUCUUUGGCAAAUGGAAGCAUUUCCAUGAUUUUCAUUAAACGAAAAACUAUAAGGUUGUCUACUGACUUUGGCUUGGAGCUGAAGUAUGAUGGCAAUAAUAGAGUGCAGGUCCGGGUGCCAAGACAAUACCAAAACCGUAUGUGUGGUAUCUGUGGCAACUUUAAUGGAAACAAAACGGAUGAUCUCGUUAUGGCAAAUGGAACUGAUGUCAGUAACAGAGAUAGGAAAGAGGCAUAUGCUCUAAUUGGUAACAGCUAUGAGAUCCCAGGAGCUGGUAUCCCAGGGUGCAAGAAAGGGGAAGAGGAUGAUUGGAUAGAAUGCUCUGACUCUCAAAAAGCACUAGUGACAACGAACACAUACUGUGGCCUGAUCAAUGACACAAACAAUGUAUUUCGGGAAUGCAUCAAAAGCGGCGACUUGGAUAUUGAAGAAAUAAAGUUUAGCUGUCAAUUUGAUGUUUGUGCAGCAUUUCAGUUUAACUCCUUCCCCAAAGAGACUGCCUGUGAACGCCUGGAGGGCUUUGCAAAACGUUGUGCAGAUGUUGGCUUCUACGUACAAUGGAGAAAUGCAGCCAAUUGUCCCCUGAUUUGUGGUAAGGAUGAGGUGUAUGACGCCAUGGCCCCAGCCUGCCCUGCAACCUGCAAUACUCCAGCAGACAAAUGUACAGUGGCUGGCACAGUGGAGGACUGCAGGUGUAAAGAUGGCUAUGUAUUGAGUGGUGACACCUGUGUACCUGAAAACCAGUGUGGCUGUACAGAUGGACAGGGACGGUAUCAUAAGCUUGGACAAUCUUGGGUGUCUAACAGUUGCACCACCAAGCAUGAAUGUGUCAGAGAAAAUGGUACAUCUUUCAUUAGAGAAACUCACCUACCCAGUUGUGAUGUAAAUGCCAGAUGUAAGCUGAAAAAUGGAAAAAGAGGAUGUUAUUGUAAAUGGCCUUACAGAGGAGAUGGUUAUAGUUGUGGAGCUACAAAAACCUGCUGGAUCUAUGGUGACCCUCAUUACAAAACCUUUGAUGGAGUGAAGAUCAACUUCCAAGGGACUUGUAGAUACGAUGCAGCAAAGAGCUGUCUUGCAAGUGGUUCAAAUCUGACCAACUUUAGAGUAACUGUCCAACAAGAACACCGUGGACGAAGCAAGAAAGUUUCUUUCACACGCAAUAUUGAAGUGACUGUUGGCAAUCAUAUGAUCACUCUAAAGAAGAGGAGAGUGGUUUUAGUCGAUGGCCAAAAGGAGAGUCUCCCUCGUGUGUUAAAUAUAGAUGGAGGAAAGAUACGCAUAAGAAGAUUGAGCAAAAAACGUGUGAGGGUGAGGACCACCUUUGGACUGAAUGUGAUAUUUGAUGGCAACACAAAAGCUUCUGUAAGGGUACCUGCUGAAUACAUGAACCAGAUGUGUGGUAUUUGUGGCAACUGCAAUGGAGAUAAAACAGAUGACCUUCGUCUGGCAGAUGGAACAGAUGUUAGUGGUGGUAGGAAGAGGGACAUCUUUGCACAAAUUGGUAAUAGCUAUUUGGUGCCAGAUCCAUCAACAAUUGGGUGUCAGGCAGGCAGCCCUGAUGACUGGGUUGAGUGCCUAGGUAGUCAAAAUGCCAUAGUAGACAAUGAUGGUCACUGUGGUACAAUGAACAAGAGUGAUAGUGUUUUCUCAUCCUGUGUUGAAAGUGGUGUUGUGGAUGUUGCUCAGUUAUAUGCUGACUGCCGGUUUGAUGUGUGUCACGAGCUGAUCUAUGUUGAUGAAUCUUCAGCCAAGGAAGCAGCUUGUGAAUCUCUGUCAAAUAUGGCAGAUCAGUGUGCUGCAGCAGAUCAAGCUGUGACAUGGAGAGCUGCUACUAAUUGCCCCCUGAGUUGUGGCAGUAAUCAGGAGUUUAACCCAACUGCAUCUGCCUGUCCUGCUACAUGUCAAAAUCCCAAUGCUCCUGAUGAAUGUGAAGGAAUCCCAGUGGAAGACUGUGAAUGCAAAGAGGGCUAUUUACUUAGUGGUGACACCUGUGUGGCUGCUGACCAGUGUGGAUGUUCAGAUGCUGAAGGAAAUUACUAUGAGUUAGGAGCAAGUUGGCUGUCAGGGGAUUGCUUGAAGCAUUAUGAAUGUGUCAAUGAAAACAGGACAGCAUUUAUCAAAGAAACAAGUCGCCCUAGCUGCCAUCCAAAUGCCGAGUGUAAACUAUUAAAUGAUAUUCGAGGAUGUCAGUGUACCCCACCCUAUACAGGAGAUGGUUAUAGUUGUAUUGAAACUGGUUCGUGUAUCUCAAGUCUAACCAACUUUGUGACUUUUGAUGAGGAAGCUUACCAAUUUAAUGGUACUUGCAAAUACUUGCUGGCUGGUACAUGUGGUAACUUGACAGCAGAACAGAUGAGGUUUACGGUGUUUCAGAACAAUGGACCAUUAGGACUUGCCAUAGAAGUAAACAUUUAUAAUCAUACAUUAACACUGGGGAAAAGAGGAUUAAUACUGGUUGAUGGAGUGAAAAUCAACUUACCCAGGGUAGUUGCUAAUGAUAAAGUCAGUAUUCAGCUCUUGACAAAAGAGCAAUUGAGAGUGUCCACUGAUGGUGGUUUUGAAGUGAUAUUCAAUGGAAACAGUGCUGCUGUUCGUGUACCAGCUGAAUACAGAAACAGAGUUUGUGGACUAUGUGGGAACUUCAAUGGAGAUAAAAUGGAUGAUCUGCUGCUGAGAACAGAUAAUGGAACAGAUAUCAGUAGGGGAAGAAGUCCUAGUGAUAUUUGGGCUUUAGUUGCUGGAAGCUAUGAAGUGUCUGGUGGAGCCGCAGGGUCGCACGAGGUUUCAAACCCCGAUGGCUUCAACUAUGGCCCUAGCUCCAGUACGACAGCACCCAAACGAAAAUGUUCUGCGAAUCACCUGCUAAGAGUUAAGAUUCCUGGGACCACAAAAACCUGCUGGAUCUAUGGUGAUCCUCAUUACCGAACCUUUGAUGGAGUGAAGAUCAACUUCCAAGGGACUUGUAGAUACGAUGCAGCAAAGAGCUGUCUUGCAAGUGGUUCAAAUCUGACCAACUUUAGAGUAACUGUCCAACAAGAACACCGUGGACGAAGCAAGAAAGUCUCUUUCACACGCAAUAUUGAAGUGACUGUUGGCAAUCAUGUGAUCACUCUAAAGAAGAGGAGAGUGGUUUUAGUUGACGGCCAAAAGGAGAGUCUCCCUCGUGUGUUAAAUAUAGAAGGAGGCAAGAUACGCAUAAGAAGAUUGAGCAAAAAACGUGUGAGGGUGAGGACCACCUUUGGACUGAAUGUGAUAUUUGAUGGCAACACGAAAGCUUCUGUAAGGGUACCUGCUGAAUACAUGAACCAAAUGUGUGGUAUUUGUGGCAACUACAAUGGAGAUAAAACAGAUGACCUUCGUCUGGCAGAUGGAACAGAUGUUAGUGGUGGCAGGAAGAGGGACAUCUUUGCACAGAUUGGUAAUAGCUAUUUGGUGCCAGAUCCAUCAACAAUUGGGUGCCAGGCAGGCAGCCCUGAUGACUGGGUUGAGUGCGUAGGUGGUCAAAAUGCCAUAGUAGACAAUGAUGGUCACUGUGGCACGAUGAACAAGAGUGAUAAUGUUUUCUCAUCCUGUGUUGAAAGUGGUGUUGUUGAUGUUGCACAGUUAUAUUCUGACUGCCGGUUUGAUGUGUGUCACGAGCUGAUCUAUGUUGAUGAAUCUUCAGCCAAGGAAGCAGCUUGUGAAGCUCUGUCAAAUAUGGCAGAUCAGUGUGCUGCAGCAGAUCAAGCUGUGACAUGGAGAGCUGCUACUAAUUGCCCCCUGAGUUGUGGCAGUAAUCAGGAGUUUAACCCAACUGCAUCUGCCUGUCCUGCUACAUGUCAAAAUCCCAAUGCUCCUGAUGAAUGUGAAGGAAUCCCAGUGGAAGAUUGUGAAUGCAGAGAAGGCUAUUUACUCAGUGGUGACACCUGUGUGGCUGCUGACCAGUGUGGAUGUUCAGAUGCUGAAGGAAAUUACUAUGAGCUUGGUCAUUCUUGGUUGAGUGAAAAUUGCUCCCUGAAGCAUGAAUGUGUGAGGGAAAAUGGAAGGUCUAUCUUGAAAGUCACUGUGUUACCAGCAUGUCACACACAAGCCAGAUGUAAACUGAAGAAUGGCAUUCGAGGAUGCUACUGCAAAUGGCCAUUCAGAGGAGAUGGUUACACUUGUGGAGCCACAAAAACCUGCUGGAUCUAUGGUGACCCUCAUUACAAAACCUUUGAUGGAGUGAAGAUCAACUUCCAAGGGACUUGUAGAUACGAUGCAGCAAAGAGCUGUCUUGCAAGUGGUUCAAAUCUGACCAACUUUAGAGUAACUGUCCAACAAGAACACCGUGGACGAAGCAAGAAAGUCUCUUUCACACGCAAUAUUGAAGUGACUGUUGGCAAUCAUGUGAUCACUCUAAAGAAGAGGAGAGUGGUUUUAGUUGAUGGCCAAAAGGAGAGUCUCCCUCGUGUGUUAAAUAUAGAAGGAGGGAAGAUACGCAUAAGAAGAUUGAGCAAAAAACGUGUGAGGGUGAGGACCACCUUUGGACUGAAUGUGAUAUUUGAUGGCAACACGAAAGCUUCUGUAAGGGUACCUGCUGAAUACAUGAACCAAAUGUGUGGUAUUUGUGGCAACUACAAUGGAGAUAAAACAGAUGACCUUCGUCUGGCAGAUGGGACAGAUGUUAGUGGUGGCAGGAAGAGGGACAUCUUUGCACAGAUUGGUAAUAGCUAUUUGGUGCCAGAUCCAUCAACAAUUGGGUGCCAGGCAGGCAGCCCUGAUGACUGGGUUGAGUGCGUAGGGGGUCAAAAUGCCAUAGUAGACAAUGAUGGUCACUGUGGCACGAUGAACAAGAGUGAUAACGUUUUCUCAUCCUGUGUUGAAAGUGGUGUUGUGGAUGUUGCACAGUUAUAUUCUGACUGCCGGUUUGAUGUGUGUCACGAGCUGAUCUAUGUUGAUGAAUCUUCAGCCAAGGAAGCAGCUUGUGAAGCGCUGUCAAAUAUGGCAGAUCAGUGUGCUGCAGCAGAUCAAGCUGUGACAUGGAGAGCUGCUACUAAUUGCCCCCUGAGUUGUGGCACUAAUCAGGAGUUCAACCCAACUGCAUCUGCCUGUCCAGCUACAUGUCAAAAUCCCAAUGCUCCUGAUGAAUGUGAAGGAAUCCCAGUGGAAGAUUGUGAAUGCAGAGAAGGCUAUUUACUCAGUGGUGACACCUGUGUGGCUGCUGACCAGUGUGGAUGUUCAGAUGCUGAAGGAAAUUACUAUGAGCUUGGUCAUUCUUGGUUGAGUGAAAAUUGCUCCCUGAAGCAUGAAUGUGUGAGGGAAAAUGGAAGGUCUAUUUUGAAAGUCACCGUGUUACCAGAAUGUCACACACAAGCCAGAUGUAAACUGAAGAACGGCAUUCGAGGAUGCUACUGCAAAUGGCCAUUCAGAGGAGAUGGUUACACUUGUGGAGCCACAAAAACCUGCUGGAUCUAUGGUGACCCUCAUUACAAAACCUUUGAUGGAGUGAAGAUCAACUUCCAAGGGACUUGUAGAUACGAUGCAGCAAAGAGCUGUCUUGCAAGUGGUUCAAAUCUGACCAACUUUAGAGUAACUGUCCAACAAGAACACCGUGGACGAAGCAAGAAAGUCUCUUUCACACGCAAUAUUGAAGUGACUGUUGGCAAUCAUGUGAUCACUCUAAAGAAGAGGAGAGUGGUUUUAGUUGAUGGCCAAAAGGAGAGUCUCCCUCGUGUGUUAAAUAUAGAUGGAGGAAAGAUACGCAUAAGAAGAUUGAGCAAAAAACGUGUGAGGGUGAGGACCACCUUUGGACUGAAUGUGAUAUUUGAUGGCAACACAAAAGCUUCUGUAAGGGUACCUGCUGAAUACAUGAACCAAAUGUGUGGUAUUUGUGGCAACUACAAUGGAGAUAAAACAGAUGACCUUCGUCUGGCAGAUGGAACAGAUGUUAGUGGUGGCAGGAAGAGGGACAUCUUUGCACAAAUUGGUAAUAGCUAUUUGGUGCCAGAUCCAUCAACAAUUGGGUGUCAGGCAGGCAGCCCUGAUGACUGGGUUGAGUGUGUAGGUAGUCAAAAUGCCAUAGUAGACAAUGAUGGUCACUGUGGCAUAAUGAACAAGAGUGAUAACGUUUUCUCAUCCUGUGUUGAAAGUGGUGUUGUGGAUGUUGCUCAGUUAUAUUCUGACUGCCGGUUUGAUGUGUGUCACGAGCUGAUCUAUGUUGAUGAAUCUUCAGCCAAGGAAGCAGCUUGUGAAGCUCUGUCAAAUAUGGCAGAUCAGUGUGCUGCAGCAGAUCAAGCUGUGACAUGGAGAGCUGCUACUAAUUGCCCCCUGAGUUGUGGCCCUAAUCAGGAGUUCAACCCAACUGCAUCUGCCUGUCCUGCUACGUGUCAAAAUCCCAAUGCUCCUGAUGAAUGUGAAGGAAUCCCAGUGGAAGACUGUGAAUGCAAAGAGGGCUAUUUACUCAGUGGUGACACCUGUGUGGCUGCUGACCAGUGUGGAUGUUCAGAUGCUGAAGGAAAUUACUAUGAGUCUGGGCAGCAUCUGGCAAAAUGUGGCAUAAAUGCCAGACUUUGCCAGACUUGGCCCAGAUCUGAAACUGGUUCGUGUAUCUCAAGUCUAACUAACUUUGUGACUUUUGAUGAGGAAGCUUACCAAUUUAAUGGUACUUGCAAAUACUUGCUGGCUGGUACAUGUGGUAACUUGACAGCAGAACAGAUGAGGUUUACAGUGUUUCAGAACAAUGGACCAUUAGGACUUGCCAUAGAAGUAAACAUUUAUAAUCAUACAUUAACAUUGGGGGAAAGAGGAUUAAUACUGGUUGAUGGAGUAAAGAUCAACUUACCCAGAGUAGUUGCUAAUGAUAAAGUCAGUAUUCAGCUCUUGACAAAAGAGCAAUUGAGAGUGUCCACUGAUGGUGGUUUUGAAGUGAUAUUCAAUGGAAACAGUGCUGCUGUUCGUGUACCAGCUGAAUACAGAAAUAGAGUUUGUGGACUAUGUGGGAACUUCAAUGGAGAUAAAAUGGAUGAUCUGCUGCUGAGAAAUGGAACAGAUAUCAGUAGGGGAAGAAGUCCUAGUGAUAUUUGGGCUUUAGUUGCUGGAAGCUAUGAAGUGUCUGGUGGAGCCGCAGGUUGUAGACCUGGAAAUCCUAUACCACCAGGUACUUGUACAGCAGAACAGCUUAUCAAUGUCACUUCUUCUGAAUACUGUGGACUGAUAAACGACACAACAAGUGUUUUCUCCGAGUGUAUAGAUAGUGGAUAUUUGCAAACAGUGCGCAUCUACCAGGCAUGUGUGUCUGACGUUUGUGGAGGACUUAAGAACAGUGUGGCUCUUGCUAAAGUGAAAGCUUGCAACCACCUUGAUAGCUUUGCAAGCCUUUGCUCAUCUAAUAAAUUCCCAGUUAUAUGGAGACAGGCUGCUAACUGCCCCUUGACAUGUCAAGCAAAUGAAGAAUACGACAGCACAUCUUCAGCUUGUCCGGCAACUUGCCAAAAUCCCCAAGCUCCGGAAAAAUGUAAUGAAGCAACUGUGGAAAGGUGCCGAUGCAAAGAAGGCUAUUUACUCAGUGGCGCUACCUGUGUUCCUGAAGACCAGUGCGGUUGCUCAGAUGAUGAGGGAAACUAUUAUGCUCUUGGACAAAGUUGGCUGUCUAAGGACUGUAGAAUUUGGACUCGGUGUAUGAAAAAUGGCAAAACUUCAGUGCUGUUUGUUGACCACCGAGCAUGUGACCCUAAUGCUGAGUGUAUGAUGGUAGAUUUCACACCUAAAUGUGUCUGCAGGCCACCAUUUGUUGGAGAUGGAUAUUCUUGUAUCAGUGAAUACUGUCAGAACAUUACAUGUCAAAAUGGAGGGCAGUGUGUAUCAAGAUCUGAUGGAUUUCUCUGCAACUGUUCUAAUGGGUAUGGUGGAGAAUUCUGUGAACAAAGAGUCUGUGAAGAAGAAAGUGGAUUUUGUGUAGGGAAAAGCAGCAACUGUGAAGGCACAACUAAUACAACAUUUUACUGUGGAGAAAGGGGAACAUGUUGCUUUAUUCAGCCAAUAGAGUGCCUAGUGGAAAGAGCAGAUGUCAUGUUUGUUGUUGAUGCAUCAGGCAGUGUAGGGGAGAGCAAUUUUGAAACUGGUCUGAAGUUCAUUGCCAGCAUUAUAAGCUACUGGAGCCUUGGUCCCAAUGGACUAAAUGUUGGUGUGAUUCGGUUUGCAUCCCAGUCCAGAGUGAUUAUUGGACUUCAACAAGUGUCAGACAACUCUCUUCUCCAGAAACAAAUCAGAGCCAUUGAGUAUACAAGGGGUGGCACUGCUACCUACCUGGCCUUGAAUGACUUACUGUCUGUGUUUUCACAAGGACGUUCUGGUGUUCCAAAAAUUGGUAUCUUGGUCACUGAUGGAAAGUCCAACCACAAAGGGAAAACCAUCCAAGCAGCUCGUCUUGUUCAACAAAGCAAUGUAACUCUAUUUAGCAUUGGUGUAGGCAAGGGUAUAGAUGGUAAUGAAUUAGAGGCAAUUGCUGGCAAUAGAAAACGUGUGUUCAGUGUUGGUAACUACAGCUUGUUAGAAGAGGUUAGGAAGGUUAUUGCAGUGGAUGUUUGCAAUGUGACUGAAGACAGCGCAACAGACAUAGACAAAUGUCUUGGAGCAUCUUGUGAUAAUGGAGGAACAUUGUUGGGCUGUGAUCCUCAGACAAGAAAUGUUAGUUGCUCCUGUCCUGUUGGCUAUACUGGUACCUACUGUGAAACAGACAUAGAUGACUGUAUGAAUGUCACCUGCCAGAAUGGAGGACAAUGUGAAGAUAGAUUGAAUGGAUUUUACUGCAACUGUUCUAAUGGAUAUGGUGGAGAAUUCUGUGAACAAAGAGUCUGUGAAGAAGAAAGUGGAUUUUGUGUAGGGAAAAGCAGCAACUGUGAAGGCACAACUAAUACAACAUUUUACUGUGGAGAAAGGGGAACAUGUUGCUUUAUUGAGCCAAUAGAGUGCCUAGUGACAAGAGCAGAUGUCAUGUUUGUUGUUGAUGCAUCAGGCAGUGUAGGGGAGAGCAAUUUUGAAACUGGUCUGAAGUUCAUUGCCAGCAUUAUAAGCUACUGGAACCUUGGUCCCAAUGGGCUAAAUGUUGGUGUGAUUCGGUUUGCAUCCCAGUCCAGAGUGAUUAUUGGACUUCAACAAGUGUCAGACAACUCUCUUCUCCAGAAACAAAUCAGAGCCAUUGAGUAUACAAGGGGUGGCACUGCUACCUACCUGGCCUUGAAUGACUUACUGUCUGUGUUUUCACAAGGACGUUCUGGUGUUCCAAAAAUUGGUAUCUUGGUCACUGAUGGAAAGUCUAACCACAAAGGGAAAACCAUCCAAGCAGCACGUCUUGUUCAACAAAGCAAUGUAACUCUAUUUAGCAUUGGUGUAGGCAAAGGCAUAGAUGGUAAUGAAUUAGAGGCAAUUGCUGGCAAUAGAAAACGUGUGUUCAGUGUUGGUAACUACAGCCUGUUAGAAGAGGUUAGGAAGGUUAUUGCAGUGGAUGUUUGCAAUGUGACUGAAGACAGUCCAAGGGACAUAGACAAAUGUCUUGGAGCAUCUUGUGAUAAUGGAGGAACAUUGUUGGGCUGUGAUCCUCAAACAGGAAAUGUCAGUUGCUCCUGUCCUGUUGGCUAUACUGGUACCUACUGUGAAACAGACAUAGAUGACUGUAUUAAUGUCAUCUGCCAGAAUGGAGGACAAUGUGAAGAUAGAUUGAAUGGUUUUUACUGCAACUGCUCAAAUGGCUAUGAUGGGGAAUACUGUGAACAGAGAAUCUGUGAAUAUGAAAAAGGUGUAUGUUUAAGGAACACUGGUAACUGUGAUGGCACAACAAACACUUCCUUUUCCUGUGGAAACAGGGGAACAUGUUGCUUUAGUGAGCCAAUAGAAUGCUUGGUGAGAAAAGCAGAUAUUGUUUUCCUCUUUGAUGCCUCUGGAAGUGUUGGCAGUGAGAACUUCGCAACUGGACUUGGUUUCAUGGCUAGCAUUGUAAACUACUGGCAGAUUGGACCAGAACACAUACAAGUCGGGGUUAUAAGUUUCUCUAAUAAUGCAAAAGUUGAAGUCAGUCUGGGUCAAUUCACAGAUAACACACAGCUGCAGGAAGCUAUACGUAACAUCUUCUACUACAAGGGCAAAACAUACACUGAUUUUGCUCUGAAAUUGCUGAAUCAGAUCAUUCAAAGAGAUGACCGUCCAGAUGUGCCAAGAGUAGGAAUUGUAAUUACGGAUGGAAAGUCCACUAACAGUGGAGCCACAAAGGCAGCAGCUCGCUUAGUUCAACAAAAUAAGGUCACCCUGUUUUCAAUUGGCGUUGGAGGUGGAGUAGACAGGGACGAACUGAGAGUGAUUGCUGGAAAUGCAUCUCGUGUGUUUGAUGUCAAUAACUAUAAUUUACUGGAAGAAGUCAGAAAACUAGUGGCGGUGGAUGUUUGUGAUGUGACAAAUAAUACAUGGCAAGAUGUUGAUCAGUGUUAUGGAGUGGUUUGUGAAAAUGGUGGCACUCUGAAGUGUGUGCCUGCUAACAAUACAGCUGAAUGCAUAUGCCCCAUAGGAUUCUCUGGAACUUUCUGUGAAAUAGAUAUUGAUUAUUGUCCUGGAGUUACUUGUCAAAAUGGAGGAGACUGCAUUGAGUUGCAAGAUGGUUUUCGGUGCCGCUGCCCUGCAGCAUACACGGGAACAUUCUGUGAAACAAAAGCUGUUAUUGGAACUUGCAUUGGUUAUGGAGAUCCACAUUAUAAAACAUUUGAUAAACAGAUCAUACACUUCCAAGGCACCUGUAAAUACAAUUUGGCUAAAAGCUGUGGUGCCUCACAAGCAAAUCUCACUGACUUCUUGGUCUCUGUGGAAAAUGAACAUCGUAGGGGUAAAAAGGUGUCUUGGUUACGUCAAGUGGAAAUAGAAGUCUUUGGGAAUGUAAUCCGGUUUGAAAAGAAAGGAAGGAUCUUUAUCAAUGAUAAGAGGGUCCAACUACCAGCAACCUUGGCCAGUGGAAGGGUGUCAUUAAUCAAGAUUAAAAGGAAAACCGUCCAUCUUGUAACAGACUUUGGGAUGAAAAUUGAAUACAAUGGGAGAAGCAAAGUGGAAGUCCAAAUUCCUGGACAAUACCAGAACCUUAUGUGUGGGAUUUGUGGCAACUUUAAUGGAAAUAAAGCCGAUGACUUCCUUCUUGCAAAUGGAACUAAUGUUAAUGACAGAAAGAGAAAAGAGGCUUAUGCACUAGUUGGUAACAGCUAUGAAAUCCCAGGAGCUGGUAUUCCAGGGUGCAAGAAAGGCUCAGAAGAUGACUGGAUAGAAUGUACAGAUUCACAAAGGGAGCUAGUAUCUUCAACCAAUUACUGUGGCCUGAUAAACGACACAAGCAGUGUUUUUAGACAGUGUAUCAACAGUGGGAAUUUAGACAUUGAAGAGAUCAAGUUCAGUUGUGAAUUUGAUGUUUGUGAAUCAUUUGCAUAUGGGAUCUCUGCAGCAAAGGCAACUGCCUGUGAGCGCUUAGAAGGGUUUGCCUCACGCUGUGCAGAAUAUGGCAUUUAUGUCAAGUGGAGAAAUGCUGCUAAUUGCUAUCCGAUUUGUGGUAAGGAUGAGGUGUAUGACGCCAUGGCCCCAGCCUGCCCUGCAACCUGCAAUACUCCAGCAGACAAGUGUACAGUGGCUGGCACAGUGGAGGACUGCAGGUGUAAAGAUGGCUAUGUGUUGAGUGGUGACACCUGUGUACCUGAGGACCAGUGUGGCUGUACAGAUGGACAGGGAAUUUAUUACAUGCUUGGCCAUUCAUGGAUUUCUGAAAGCUGCACAGUGAAACACGAAUGUGUGCGAGAAAAUGGUACAUCUUUCAUUAGAGAUACUCAUUUACCCAGUUGUGAUGUAAAUGCCAGAUGCAAGCUGAAAAAUGGAAUACGGGGAUGUUAUUGUAAUUGGCCUUACAGAGGAGAUGGUUACACUUGUAGAGCCACAAAAACCUGCUGGAUCUAUGGUGACCCUCAUUACAAAACCUUUGAUGGAGUGAAGAUCAACUUCCAAGGGACUUGUAGAUACGAUGCAGCAAAGAGCUGUCUUGCAAGUGGUUCAAAUCUGACCAACUUUAGAGUAACUGUCCAACAAGAACACCGUGGACGAAGCAAGAAAGUCUCUUUCACACGCAAUAUUGAAGUGACUGUUGGCAAUCAUGUCAUCACUCUUAAGAAAAGGAGAGUGGUUUUAGUUGAUGGGGAAAUGCAGAGUCUCCCUCGUGUGUUAAAUAUUGAAGGAGGAAAGGUACGCAUAAGAAGAUUGAGCAAAAAACGUGUGAGGGUGAGGACCACCUUUGGACUGAAUGUGAUAUUUGAUGGCAACACGAAAGCUUCUGUAAGGGUACCUGCUGAAUACAUGAACCAGAUGUGUGGUAUUUGUGGCAACUACAAUGGAGAUAAAACAGAUGACCUUCGUCUGGCAGAUGGAACAGAUGUUAGUGGUGGCAGGAAGAGGGACAUCUAUCCACAAAUUGGUAAUAGCUAUUUGGUUCCAGAUCCAUCAACAGUUGGGUGCCAGGCAGGCAGUCCUGAUGACUGGGUUGAGUGCAUAGGUAGUCAAAAUGCUAUAGUAGACAAUGAUGGUCACUGUGGCAUGAUGAACAAGAGUGACAGUGUUUUCUCAUCCUGUGUUGAAAGUGGUGUUGUGGAUGUUGCUCAGUUAUAUGCUGACUGCCGGUUUGAUGUGUGUCACGAGCUGAUCUAUGUUGAUGAAUCUUCAGCCAAGGAAGCAGCUUGUGAAGCUCUGUCAAAUAUGGCAGAUCAAUGUGCUGCAGCAGAUCAAGCUGUGACAUGGAGAGCUGCUACUAAUUGCCCCCUGAGUUGUGGCAGUAAUCAGGAGUUCAACCCAACUGCAUCUGCCUGUCCUGCUACAUGUCAAAAUCCCAAUGCUCCUGAUGAAUGUGAAGGAAUCCCAGUGGAAGACUGUGAAUGCAAAGAGGGCUAUUUACUCAGUGGUGACACCUGUGUGGCUGCUGACCAGUGUGGAUGUUCAGAUGCUGAAGGAAAUUACUAUGAGCUGGGAGAAAGCUGGCUCUCAACUGACUGCUUGACACAUUAUGCAUGUGUGCAUGAGAAUGGUACAUCCUUUAUCAAGACCACAAAUCGCUCAAGUUGUGAUGCAAAUGCACAGUGUACAUUGUUGAAUGGCAAACGAGGCUGUUAUUGCACUCCACCCUAUGAAGGAGAUGGUUACAGUUGUAUAGAAACUGGUUCAUGUAUCUCAAGUCUGACCAACUUUGUGACAUUUGAUGAGGAAGCAUACCAAUUUAAUGGCACUUGCAAAUACAUGCUGGCUAGUUCAUGUGGUAACUUGACAGCAGAACAGAUGAGGUUUACAGUGCUUCAGAACAAUGGGCCAUUAGGACUUGGUGUAGAAGUGAACAUUUAUAAUCAUGUUGUUACACUGGGGCCAGGUGAAAUGGUGUGGGUUGAUGGAUUGAAAAUCAACUAUCUACCCAGGAUGAUUGCAGAUGAAAAAGUGAAGAUUGAACUCUUGACAGGAGGGCAGGUGAGAUUGUCUAGUGGUCCUGGUUUUGAAGUGAUGUUCAAUGGAAACAGUGCUGCUAUCCGCGUACCAGCUGAAUACAGAAACAGAGUUUGUGGAAUAUGUGGGAACUUCAAUGGAGAUAAAAUGGAUGAUCUGCUGCUGAGAAAUGGAACAAAUAUCAGUAAUGGAAGAAGUCCUAGUGAAAUUUGGGCUUUAGUUGCUGGAAGCUAUGAAGUGUCUGGUGGAGCUGCAGGUUGUAGACCUGGAAAUCCUAUACCACCAGGUACUUGUACAGCAGAACAGCUUAUCAAUGUCACUUCUUCUGAAUAUUGUGGACUGAUAAACGACACAACAAGUGUUUUCUCCCAGUGUAUAAAUAGUGGAUAUUUGCAAACAGUGCGUAUCUACCAGGCAUGUGUGUCUGACAUUUGUGGAGGACUUCAACGCAGUGAGGCUCUUGCUAAAGUAAAGGCCUGCAACCAUCUUGAUAGUUUUGCAAGCCUUUGCUCCUCCAAUAGAUUCCAAGUUACAUGGAGACAGGCAGCCAAUUGCCCUCUUCUGUGUCAAGCAAAUGAAGAAUAUGACAGCACAUCUUCGUCUUGUCCUGCAACUUGCAUUAAUCCCAGAGCUCCAGAAAACUGUAGCAAGGCAACAGUGGAAAGGUGCCGAUGCAAAGAAGGCUAUUUACUCAGUGGCGCCACCUGUGUCCCUGAAGACCAAUGCGGAUGUUCAGAUGAUGAAGGAAACUAUUAUGCUCUGGGACAAAGCUGGUUGUCAUCAGACUGUGCAAUACAAUAUCAGUGCAAAAAGGUAGAUGUGGAAUCUGUGAUAGUUACGGGUGACAGGAGGCCUUGCCAUCCCAAUGGUAAAUGUGGUAUGGUGGACUUUGCACGUAAGUGUAUCUGCCCACCACCGUAUAGUGGAGAUGGAUACUCGUGUAUUGCCCCUAAUGUGACAGCUGAAGAAACUCAGUACUUUAGCCAUGGUGGUCAUGUCCUGGUGGCAUGUCAAAGGACUGGGAACUGGUCUGAAACAGUGAUAGCAUCUUGGAGCAUCUAUAACACUGACAGAAUGGAAUGGAUCAGUGUUAUGCCAGGAAACAAGUAUGAAAUUGGAACAACUGGACUGAUUAUCAAGAACAGUACAGACAAGGACAGUGGGUUAUACAGGUGUGCUGCAUCAGAAGGAAACUUUACAGCAGAUACAGAAAUACAGGUUAAGAUUGGAGGUUUACCUGAAGUAUGGGGUCCACCCACUAGUGGAGCUGUGGCUGAGGGGGACAAUGUAACAUUGACUUGCUUUGGAGAGGGAAUAUCAACUAUUAUGUGGUACAAGGGAAUGGUGGAGAGUCCACUCACUGCCAGCUCCAAGUACAGCCUUAGUUCUAAUGGCCAUGCACUGACCAUUCUGGCUGCAGCAGCAGAAGAUGAUGACAUGUACAUAUGUGUGGCAAGGAAUUCCUAUGGUACUAUCAGGUCCCAGGCCACUUUGACAGUGAUUGCUCCAGUUGCACCAUACUACAAGAUCCUUCUGAAUGGAACAUUCACAAGUCAGAACAAUAGCCAUGCUGUACUGCCUACAGAUUGUAUGAGCUACUACAUCUCUCAUAUCUAUGAACUCUUUACCAGUACACUUCAGGCCUCCAUUGGGGUGGUAGAGAAGAUGCCACAAUGCAGCAACUUAGUCAACUUGACAUUAGAAAUGGGAAAUGUGGAUUUGAGCAACAAUGUUACUGAGGCAUAUUUCAGUGGAGAAAUUGUAUUGCGCUCUCCUAAGCCCACAAGACAGAUGGAAACCUGUGGCUUUGCCUUAUCCACCAUUUUGACUCUUCCCAUCAGCCCUGUGGCCAAAUUCAUCAAAGUAAAUGACAGCAAUGAGUGUGUUGGUAUAGAGCUGAAUCCACCAAGUCUCCAUGAAGGUGGUAAAAUGUGGAUGUGCCCAGCUGGGCACAACUUCAUUGAGUCAGCAUUGGAAUGCCCAUAUGUGACAAAUAUCACAGACAUAACUACAACACGACCUCCUCCAACUGUGCCACCAGUGGAAGAACAACCUGGGGUUUGCACUGCCUUUAGUGGAAUCAACUACAUGACCCUGGAUGGCCAAAUCAUUUCUUUCCAAGGGACUGCUAAGUACCAGUUCAUCAGUUUGUGUGGAGUCUCCUCAGACAUGAAUAGAUUCCAAGUUGCCACGAGAACGGAGACUAUUGUUGGAAUAAGCAGAAUGGAGUAUAAAAUCAUUGUAGAAACUUCAGUUGACAAUAACACCAUCGUGUUUGGCAUUGGAAAGUCUGUUAAGGUGAACAGUGAACUUGUAUUAGCUCUACCUUACACCAUACCAGGUACAGGUGUUAACAUCACCUACAACUCACAGGGUCAGAUACAGCUGGUCACUACAGCUGGGUUUAUGGUUACUUACGAUGGUGACCAAAUGCUUAAGGUCAUGGUACCAAGAAAAUAUGCUUCAGGAACCUGUGGCAUAUGUGGAAAUUUUGAUGGAGAUAAGACCAAUGAUUUGAGGCUGGCCAAUGGAACUGAUGUCAGCAAUGUUGGUGAAAAUAUACAAAAUGUGUAUGCCCAGAUAGGCAACAGUUAUCGCAUUCUUGACCUGCAGUUCAGUCAUUUUGGUAAAGCUGAGCCUGUUCCCAACAUCACUUGCACAGUGGAUCAGUUAGACAUGGCAAGAGCAACCGAAUACUGUGGACUGUUGAGAGAUGACAGUAGCGUGUUCUCCGAAUGCAUCCACAAUGCAAACAUUGAUAUAGAAGGCAUGUACAGUCUCUGCCAGGCUGAUGUGUGUGCUGAACUCGGUGUAAACAACACAGGCAGAGCCAAGCAGAUGGCCUGUAAAGUCCUGGAGACAUUUGCAAACGAGUGUAGAAGAUAUGGCUACACUGAAGCAUGGAGGAGUGUCUCAAAUUGCAGCUUAUCCUGUGGUCCAAAUGAAGUAUACUCAACUAGUACCACCUUCUGCCCAGCCACAUGUCACAGUCCAAAUGCUGCUGGGGACUGCACCUCACUACCAACAGAGGGCUGUGCCUGUGAAGAUGGGUACAUACGAAGUGGCUAUCGUUGUGUGCCUGAGAGUGAAUGUGGAUGCACUGACAGCUUUGGGAACUAUCAUGAGUUGAAUGAAUACUGGAUGUCAGAAGACUGCUCAACAUGGCAUGGAUGUGAACUGAGGAUGGGACAACCUUCUAUUGUGGCAAACAAUGCCAGCUGUAACUCACAGUCUGAGUGCAGAGUUGUGGAUGGAAUCCGAGGAUGUUAUUGUGCUGCAGAAGACGACAUUGGUAGUGGUGACAUGUGUACAGCUGGAUCAACAUGUAUGGCUUAUGGAGAUCCACAUUUCAUAACCUUUGACCAGACCUUUAUGAGCUUCAGAGGCAAUUGCACUUACAAUUUUGUCCUUCCCCUGUCUAAUACGGACUACCCAGUCAACAUUUUUGUGACAUAUGAGUCGGAAGACAAGGGCCUGAAUAUUGCCCCUAUUGAGAGGGUUGAGGUGGAGUUUACUGGAUUGCCAAAUGUCAAAAUCCAUAAAGACUACACUGUUCAGAACUCUACUGGUGACACCUUGAUUUUGGUAAUGGGUUUUAAUAAGCAACUUGGCAAGGUUUCCAUUUCCCUGCCCACUGUAAGGUUUAGUGAAAAGUUGACUGGAUUAUGUGGCAACUUCAAUGGCCUGAAAGAAGAUGAUAUUUACCUGAGGAAUGGAAGUGCUGUCACUUCAAACAGUAACCUGACAAAAGAAGAAAUCUAUUCCAUGGUUAGCAAAAGCUAUAUGUUGUCAGAAAGUUGUGCACAAGAAACAGCAGAUUUCCAGUGCUCUGAAAAUGAAAUGCAGCUUGCAGCAACAACGAAAUUCUGUGGUUUAAUCAAGAACAAUCGUAGUGCAGCAUUUGCAAGCUGUAUAAUGAGUGGAAUAGUGGAUGUGGACCAAAUGUACUAUGCCUGCACCAAAGACGUUUGUAAAGCUCUGAGAAAUGGUGAUUCUGAAACUGCUAAAGCGGCUGCUUGUAGGAGUUUGAAGGUGUUGGCAGCUCAGUGUCCAAGAACAACUUAUGGAGAACAAUAUUGGACUUUAGCACAAUGUGAACCAUCCUGUGGUGAAGAUGAAGUGUUCAGAUCCAGCACCUCUGCUUGCCCUGCUACAUGUGCUAAUCCUGUUGCCCCGCUGACAUGUAAGAAGGCAAAUGUGGCAGGUUGCAUGUGUAAACCAGGAUAUCUUCUUAGUGGGACAAAGUGUAUACCAAAGUCUCAUUGUGGAUGUGUGGAUUCUUGGGGCAACUACCACCAGCUGGGAGAAAAAUGGAUGUCAGUCAAUUGCUCCAUGCAAUGGAAUUGUGAAAAGGUUAAUGGAACUGCAGUAAUUACAGAUACUUCAGUUCAGUGUGACAGUAAUGCAGAGUGCUCUGUCAGGGAAGGAACCAGAAACUGCUUCUGUAGGUCACCUUACACAGGCAAUGGCUUUACGUGCACAGGACCAUACGUUGAUGCUCCAAGUCCACAGUAUUUGGUGGUAAAUUCUGAUGACACUAUCCAAUGUAGAGCUGUUGGACUGUGGACACCUCCACUUGGAAUGCAGUUUACUAAAGACAGUGCAAUUGUUUUGACAGAAGGAGACAAGUACAUGGUCAACAGCAGCAGAGGUUUGAUGAUAAUGAACAUCAGCACUGCUGAUGCUGGUUCCUAUAUAUGCUCAGUUAAUGACUCAGCAGGGGUUAGAGAUACAGCAACAGUGGAUGUGUAUACUGGAGCCUUACCUGUAUUAUGGUCCACACCCCAAGAUUCCCAUGUUGCUUAUGGAGAUAAUGUGACCCUCAGUUGCUAUGGUAAUGGAGAUUCUGUGUUAUGGUAUAAGGGCUCCACCUCUGGUGAAAUCAUUGAAUCAUCUGAAAACAUUGUGUUGAAGUUUAGCAACGCUACCCUCACCAUUCUGUCUGCUGAUGAAAAUGCAGUUGGCACUUACGUCUGCACCUCUUCCAAUGUAUUUGGGACAGUGACGUACUCAGCAAAUGUAACAGUUAUAGCUCCAGCCAUACCAUCCUUCCUCCUGUCCUUCAAUGGUACAAUGGGGAGCAACAAUGCCUCUCAACCAAUCCUUCCAUAUGCUUGCCGUGACACCUUCACACAGAGUAUUAGAGCCAUACUGGAUGACACAUAUCCAGAGACUGCUUCCAUAUUUGCCCUUCUGCCUGAGUGUGGUGGAAUACCAGGUGUUCAACUAAAGAAUACUGGGGAAAUACUGGUCAAUGCAUCAAACACCACAGAGGCUUACUUCUAUGCAGAAACUGUGGUGACUGCAACCUCCAUAAGUAUGGCACUGGAAACUUGUGGGAGAACCAUAUCUGAUCUUCUUACCUCUGUAACUUCUGUCAGCCCAGCUUCCCUGUACCUCUUUACCCAGGACACUGUAGAUUGUCCAGGUAUCCAGCUGAGUCCUGGCUACCUCUCAGAUGCUGGAAUGAAAUGGACAUGCCCACAAGGCUAUGUUUUCAGCAUGGUACCUUUCCAGUGUACUUUCUUGAGUGUCCUGCCAACAGUUCCUGUGAUUACUGCACCGAUUCCCACAACAGCACCAAUAGAAAUCAGCAGCCAGGAAGCAGAAGCUUUAGUUUCAAUACACAAUGCAAAUAGGUCAACUGUGGCUACUCUGAUGCAGGCAGCAGACAUGAGAACAUUGGUUUGGGGCGACUAUCUAGCUGACCGUGUUGCAGCACGGCUGGUAGCAAUGUGUAAUAUGUCUGCUGUGGCCUCUGUCAUCACAGAACAAGGAGAACCCAUAGGGCUUAUCACCCUUGAUAUCAGCAACCAAACUCUUGUUGAAGGCAUCUUAGCAUUGUAUGAGGACUGGAUAUCGACACAACCACAGUGUGAAGUUACACCAUGCAAGGAAGAUCCAUACAAGCUUGUGUGGAGUAAAGCUUCAAGAAUGGGCUGUGCACUGCGUAACUGUCUCAAUGGUGUCCAUCAAGCUGUUUGUGCAUAUGCACCAGGCCCCCCUGCACCUGCUGUGGGUGGAGUCUACAAUGAAAUGCCAUUCAAGAAUGGUACACCUUGCUCAGCAUGUAAUACAGAUGAUGAUAACAGAGAAAGCUGCUUAGUUGCUGACAAUCUGUGUGCCACACAGCCUUACUGCCAAGCCAAAAACUUGUCCUGUGCUUUGUGUGGUGGAUUUACCUGUAAGAAUGGGCAACCAAUGAACUACACCACUUGCACAUGCCAGUGCUCAGUGGCAUAUAAAGGUCUGCGCUGUGAAAAUGCCACUUGUGAACAGGUUUUAACUUGUCAGAAUGAGGGAACUUUUAGCUAUGACUCCUGCUCAUGUUCUUGCUCCAAAUACUAUAUUGGGCAAACAUGUGACCAGUUUGACUGCAACACAUAUAGCAAUGAUAGUCUGAGCCUUUGCUCUGCCCUUGCUGGAAUCUGUGAGGAAGAACUGGUUGAAGGGAUUCUUGUCAAACAUAGGUGCCCAAUUACCUGUAAAAUCUGCCCAGUUGGAUCAGGAAGAAAGAAGAGGAGUAUAACUCAGCCUUUAUUGAGUAGUCAAAAUGUUGGAAAUAUCACUAUCAAUGUGACAACAGAUGGCAAUGGAACAAGUGAUGUGGUAAUUGGAGACAAUAGCACUGUGACUGUCCAGCCAUUAGUCUUAGUGUGGAAUGAAACGCUUCCAACCUGUCAAGAUGUCAAGCUACCAGUGUUCACAGUAUGCCCAGAGAACAUAAAUAUUACUUUGGGAGUGAAUGGUCCUGAGGAGGUUGCCUUUGACAUGCCCCAAGCAGAAGAUAAUUCUGGUCUUGUCUCAAUCACGUCAUUGCCACCAAGAGUAAUAUCACCUUACAUGUUCAAGAAAAAUAUGACUGUGACAUAUACUGCUGAAGAUCCAUCAGGCAAUGCAGUCAACUGUACUGUCAAUGUUGUGCUUAUAGACAUCCACCCACCCGUAAUGUACUGUCCAGCCAACCCGGUCAUAGUGAAUGUGACCACUGAUGUCCAGCAAGUCCCUGCCUCCUACCCCCUGGACACCGUCCAGAUAAGGGACUACAGUGGAAUAGCCAGUGUAGUAUAUGAUCCACCCAAUGGAACCAUGGUUAUUGUUGGGGAACCAAUGACAGUCACUGUGACAGCCAUAGAUGCAGCAGGCAACAAUGCAUCCUGCACUUUUAUCUUCCUGAUAGAACCUGCUGGAUGCCCAGACUGGACCCUAAUACCACCUCAGAAUGGAAACAAGAGCUGUGUUAGUGACAAAUUGCCCAGCGGCCUGGAUGCUUUGUUGUGUACUAUAUUGUGUGAGGGACCGAGAUACUCUCUGGCUGUGGAGGAUCCAGAACCUAGUCAGUGCACCUCUGGAGGACUCUGGUCUCCUAGUCCAUUCUUACCAGACUGUUCAUUCCUAAACCUCCCAGAGUUUACCAUCCAAAUUACUCUGGAUUUUACUGUGCCCUCUCUAGCAGGGUGCACUCCCACAUAUGAGGCAAGUGUGAUAGAAGCCUUGACCCAGCUGGCUCUAACCAGUUGUAGUGGCUUUGGAGAACUGAACAAGACUUCAAAAUCUUUAGGAUCCAGUGCACUCACAAAUGGGCUGCGACUGGACACCUCCAUAGACCUGUCCUUCAUUGACCCCACGGCAGAUAUUCAGGCCAGUCAGACAGAGCAGUGUGCAGAACUCAUCAGUAAUGCCCUCUUGUCCACUACUGCCUUGACCGUCAUCAAUGUUACUACAUCUGGCUGCAAUGACCUGAACCUGGACGGUGUUCCCAAUAUUACAAAAGGCUACUCUUGUCCCAUGGGCCAGGUUGUCACAGUGAAGAAUGGGAGCUCUUUCUGUGCUGAAUGCUCAGCAGGUUUCUAUGCCUUCAAUGGCACCUGUAUGAAGUGUCCCAGAGGUACCUACCAGGACCAGUUUGGACAGACCAACUGUACAGUUUGUCCUUCAGGAACCUCAACUCGAUAUGAUGGAGCCAAGAACCUUACUGACUGUAUAGCUUAUUGUGGACAAGGGGAAUUCUCAAAGAAUGCGCUACAGCCUUGCAGUAGGUGUGAAAUAGGUUCUUACCAGCCUAACACUGGGUCUAAUGAUUGCAUAAUGUGCAAUCCAGGAACCACCACGCAGUUUGCUGGGGCAGUGUCAGAAAAGGAGUGUAAAGCUGUAUGUAACCCUGGAACAUUCAGCAGUUCAGGCCUGGUUCCUUGCAUUCCUUGUCCAAGGCAUACCUUUGCUGACUUGUUUGGUUCCACUGUGUGUCAGGAGUGCUCAGAACAACUGGCUACUGUUUCCAUGGGGAGUAAUAAAUCCAGUGAUUGCAAAGUUAUUGAUCAGUGUGCUCCCAGCAAAUGUCAGAAUGAUGGUACUUGUAACAGUUUUAGUAGAUAUUACACCUGCCUUUGCUCUUUAGGAUUCACAGGUAAAAACUGUGAGACUAACAUUGAUGAAUGUUCAUCUAACGACUGUCAAAACAAUGCAACUUGUGUGGAUGGAAUUGGAUCUUACAUGUGCACAUGUCCACCAGGUUAUACUGGCAGGUUCUGUGAGGUUCCCGUAGAUGAGUGUGCCUCCAAUCCAUGCAUGUUUGGUGAAUGUACAGAUGGCUUCCUGUCAUACGACUGUGCAUGCUUCCAAGGAUAUACUGGAGCAAGGUGUGAAAGUCCUGUUGACUACUGUCAGAGUCGUCCCUGUGCUAACAAUGGGCAGUGUUUCAAUGCAGAAAACACCUAUGAGUGUGUAUGUGAGGGAACAGGAUUCCAGGGUCCACAGUGCACAAUUCCAAUAGAUGACUGCCUGACCAUGAGCUGCCAAAAUGAUGGAAACUGUACUGAUGCUAUCAAUGACAUUAUUUGCAGUUGUCCUCCAGGGUUUGCUGGACAGUAUUGUGAGCUGGAAGAAGAUGAGUGUAGCAGUAACCCAUGCAUGAAUUUAGCAGCCUGCAAAGAUCUGACAAAUAACUAUCAAUGUGAUUGCAAGCCUGGAUUUACAGGACGUAACUGUGAAGUAAACAUUGAUGAAUGUGACCCUAACCAGUGCCAGAACAACGCAACCUGCAUGGAUGAAUUGAAUGAUUUCAGUUGUAAAUGCAGCCCUGGUUAUGAAGGCCGCUUAUGCGAAAACAAGAUAAACUAUUGUCUAGAUGAACCCUGCAACAGCAGAGGAUCCUGUGUGAAUGGAAUUGAUACCUACACUUGCUUGUGUUCUCCUGGAUGGACUGGAAAAGAUUGUGGGACAAAUAUUGAUGACUGCAGUCCAGACCCUUGUGUCAAUGGGAAAUGUAUAGACCAGCUGAGGGGCUAUUAUUGUGAUUGUGACAGGGGUUACACUGGAAAGAACUGUUCAGACAUAAUUGAUAACUGUGAUAAGGGCUCAUGCUUAAAUGGGGCUAACUGUACCAGUGUCCUCAAUGGCUUCACCUGUACUUGUAACAGCGGAUGGACAGGACAACUUUGUGAAAGUAACAUCCAAGAUUGUGCACCUGACACUUGCUUAAAUGGUGGAAGCUGUGAUGAUGGCAUAAAUGAGUUUUUCUGCAGUUGUCCAGAUGGAUUCACAGGCAAUCGUUGUCAAAUCAACAUAAAUGAGUGUUUGUCUGGUCCAUGUGAGAACGGAGGGUUCUGCACAGACUUGGUGGAUGGGUACAGUUGCUCCUGUGCAGCAGGAUUUACUGGCAAAGACUGCAAGAUCAACAUAGAUGACUGCUCUCCAAACCCUUGCCAGAAAGGGGCUGAGUGCAUUGACAAAGUCAGUGACUUUGCCUGUGUCUGUCCAACAAGCUACACUGGCAAGACUUGUGCAGAUAUAGUAGACUACUGUUCAGUUCUUAACCCAUGCCCAAAGAAUGCAACAUGUGUGAACAGUGUGAAAGAAAAUGGUGCCACUUGUAGAUGUCCCCCUGGGACCUAUGGCUUAGUCUGUGAAAAAGAGAGUUCUUCAGACUUUGAUAUACUUUUCCAAGGGACUGCUGCAUGUAGUGCCCAAGGCAUAGCAAUAAGUACAAUGACAGAACUGUCCGUCUGUCUAUGGGUGCGUUAUCUUAGUGACACAGUUGAUAGACCACAUUUUGAAUUGUAUGGAAACGGUGAGCCAAUCCUGUUGUUUGACAGCAGUAAGACAUACCUGAACAUCACAGGAACAGUACAAGAAGUGGACACAGCAGUCAGCACUGGAGCAUGGUUCCAUCAAUGUGCAACAUGGUCAAGUACUUCAGGGGCCUGGUCAGUCUAUCUUAAUGGUCAGCUAGUACAGUCUGGCACUGGAUAUGGAGUUAGUAGCGUCAUAUCAACAAGCAUGUCCAUCAAGAUGGCAUUUGGUGCUCGAGGAGCAGGAAUCCUUAGUCAAGUGAAUGUGUUUUCCACAAGUCUUCUGGCCUCAAGGAUAGCAACGUGGGGAAAUACAUUUAGUGUCCUGCAGGGCACUGGUGCUAUGCUACCCUGGAGUUAUCUCGGACAGUUUGGAUACUUCUGUAAUGCUGUAGAAAUACUGGUGCCCUCUAUAGGAGGAACACUGGUCUGCCCCCCUGGGUUCAGAGGUGCUUCGUGUAAAACACCAAUAGACCGAGACCCACCAGUGGUCACCUACUGCCCCAUUGACCAAACAAUUGUGUAUAAAGGAUAUGGUAGAGCACAAGUUAAUUGGGAAGAGCCAAGGUUCACUGAUAAUGUUGGGGUUGUCAAGAUUGACAGACCAUACAGAAGAGGUGCUUCACUGUCUUGGGGCAGGUAUGCUAUACAGUACACUGCCUGUGAUGCAGAGAACAACUGUGCUUCUUGUUCCUUCAUGGUGGUUGUGACAACUUCAUACUGUGAGCCAUUCCCAGCUCCUAAAAAUGGCUACAAAGAAUGCACUGCAAGGAAAAAGCACAAGAAAAAGGGCCAUAACCAUAAGAAAUAUGGAGAUUACUAUAAGUGUAAACUGAAGUGUAACAAAGGCUAUAAAUUCAAUAAAGCAGACAAACCAGCGAAGUACUACACAUGUGGAGAAGAUGGAUCAUGGUCCUACAAGAAGAAACGUGGGGCUCCUUUCAGGGUUCCAGCAUGUUCUCCUUAUAAGAAACCCAAUUGCCGGAUAAAGGGAAGAGCCAAACACAAGAGGAAAUCUUCUGCUGAUUGUACUAACAAAGAAAAGGUGGAUGUGAUGGAAUCUUUCAAGAAAGGCUGUAAACGCAGGUUGAAAUACCACAAAUACACUACAGACUGUGGCCGUGGCAAAUAUGGCUGUCAGUUCAAUGUUAAUGUGAAUUGUGGUAGAGGAUCAGCUCGUCUUAAGAGACAAGCCCAGAAUGACAGUUUCUAUGAAGUGACAUAUGACUUAACAGCUGCUCCAAAUGACACAGAUGCAGACAAUGAAACUGAACAAAGUGAAUCUAUUGUGAGUGCUUUCACACGUGAUGUCAAAUAUGGCUUGUUGACAUAUGAUGUAGACAACACUACAGUGGUAGCUGAUUCUUCUACUAUCAUAGUGGAUGGCAUCUUGCUCUGUCCAGAAGGAUCAACCUUGGAUGGCAAUGAUUGUGUUGACUGCCCAGUUGGAAUGUAUUAUGAGAAUACUACUGGAGUUGCCCAGUGUUUGCCUUGUCCAGUUGGAUCAUACAGUAAUGAAACAGGCCAGCUGGACUGCACACAGUGUCCAGUGGAAUAUAAUGUAACAGAGAAUGUCCAGUCUGUGAACGAGACUGACUGUUACAAAUCAUGUCCAGCAGGCAGUUACUAUGAGGAGUCUCAGGACAGCUGUGUCAAGUGUCCUAUUGGCUUCUACCAGGACAAGGUCAACCAGAAGUUCUGUAGAGGUUGUGAUAGUGGAACUACCACACAGCAGAUAGGGGCACACGAGGCCUCCCUAUGUAUAGCCUGUCCCCCUGGCACUGAUUUGUCAGUAAAUGGAACAUGUGAAGCUUGUCCUAUGGGAACAUACAAGAAUGUAUCUGUCAGCAUCACAUGUCAGGUGUGCCCUGUUGGAACCACCACAAACUUCACUGGAGCAACAGAUAUGGACCAGUGCCGUGUGAUAGCAACAACACCUGAAUUGCCAACAACCACAGAAAGUGCAACUACAGAAACUGCGAGCACAGAGGCUCCAGGCACUGUGUCAACCAUGACCAUACCUACCUCGGCAACUGAUGGCACCACAGUUUCCACACCAACCACAGCAACUGAUAGAACCACAGUUACCACAACAACUCCAGGAACUGACAGUACCACAGUUACCAUAACAACUCCAGGAACUGACAGUACCACAGUUACCACAGCAACUGCAGAAACUAGUGGUAGCACUCAAGAAACUACGCCAUCUUUUACAACUUCCACUGUUGCUCCUACAAACGUGUCAGUUGAAGUGUACAUUAAGGUGACAAAUAAGAACUAUACAGCUACCUUGGCUGACCCCCAGUCUGAAGAUUUUAAAAAUCUGGCUGUGCAAAUAGUAAACAUUAUGACAAGAUUGUUUUCUAACAUAACUGGAUUCCAAAAAGUGAUAAUCUUAGGAUUUUAUCCUGGAAGUAUCAUUGUUGAUUCACAAGUCAUUGUCAGAGUACCACAAGCAAACAUGAAUAAUAUAACGGUUGCACUUGAAAACACACUCAAUGAGGCCGUGCAAGGGGGGACACUGGAGACGCUAUCUGUUGACAAUCAGUAUGUCUAUGUAAAUGAGAGACCACCAGAACUUACAACUCGGGUACCAACUACAGUGACUCCAGUGACCACUAAUCCACCAGAAGGUGUUCCUGUGACUUUAAUUGCUGUCAUAGUAGUGAGUGUAGUGGCUCUGAUACUGCUGAUCGCCCUCAUUGUUGUUGUUGUCGGGAGAAACAGAAAAAAGAAACCCGCCAAGUAUGACAACUUACAUCGUAAAGACUUCAAUGGACACACUACUGUCAUGGGAGACUACCCCUACACCAGGAGUGCCAGUGUCCCUGGGUCUGACAGACAUGAUCCUACACGACCAAUGUACCAACAAGACAAGGAUUACAGGAGUAACUUGCAUUACUAUGAAUCUAUUUCUGGGGUUGGAAGAACACCUUCUGUCUUCAAGGCAAGUGAAUUUGAUGACGACUCUCUGUUUGGAGACCAACUUGGUAUCAGUAAUCCCUCUUAUGUUGCAUUAAGAACCAAUGAGGAAUAUGACCGUCCUCAGGGUAAAGCCAUGGGCUCUUUCAAAGGUGAAGAUCAAAGUACAUCAACCAGUCAACUUGAAGAAGGCCUCUUGUCUGUUCUUAAUGCUGAGCCUGCCUCCCAACCUUCAGUGUCUUCCAGUUCCUCACCCAAGUCCUACACUAGUCAGGUGGAUAUAAAGGAAGAAGACCACACUGUGACAAUCAAGCCUGGCACAGGAGAUGAUGUACAGAUUAUUCAUGGGAAGCCUAGACCUGGGAGUGUCACGAUUAAGAUUGGGGACGAGCCUAUGCUGGCGCCACCUAUCACUGAUGUGGCUCCUAUGCAAACACCACCCUCAGGUGAUGAAACUCAGCACGAAACUUAGAGAGGUCAAGGAAAAAAAGAAUAUCAAGGAUUUCUGCUCAAGUCUGAGUUUUUUAUGACAAUACCAUAAAGUAAUAACAGUUCUUUUUCAUGACUGUACAUUGGUGCAACCUUCUUUUAAUAAAAUUAGGAAAGCUGGGAGCCAAUUGAAUGCUCAGUGCAAGAGAUUCUGCUUAUGUUUUUAUUUUGAAUUAUCCAGUAAAAUUUGGAUAUGCCUCUACAGACAUCAAUGAAUUUUGAUUGCUAAACAAUAUCCUAUUUGAUAAUUAAAAUCACAGGGCUUCCAAACAGAUUAUUAGAAAACAAAUUUUCUACUAGGCACAUGGUUUUAAAAAUCAAACUUAUUAAUUUGAAGAUGGAUUUAAUUUUCCCAAGAAUUUCACAUUUUUAUAUAAAAAUAUCUGAAAAUAUAAUCAAUUAGUCUAGUGUUUUUAUAAAGCAAUAUUCUCUGUAUUUAAUCAAGAAUUUUAUAAAAAAUAGUAUUACUUUUUGAAAAACUUACUUGUUCUGACUAAUAAUGUGUAUUAUAUUUGACAUGUAUGCCAAAAAAUAAGACUAGUAUGUCUGUAACUAAGAUAAAUUUCAACAUGUUGUGAUAUUUUUGUGGUAUAAUUUUGUCUGUGAAACAUAUAUGAUAUACAUGAACAGAUACAUUUUUCACAGAACAAGUAAGAUAUGUGUGUAAAUCUUUACUUUUUAGCUUCCUUUUGUUACAUGCCUGUUUGUUUUCCAUGUAUUUUAGAGGUAUAUUUUAAUAAAUUUUAUAAAGAAUUAAUCAAAAUUGAGGCUUUAAACUUGUAGCUGUAAUGCCACUAACAUUCCAGGUUAAUUUUUUGUGAAUUUAGACAAGUUCUUUUGUUAAAAAUAUUGUGAUAUAUAAAGUGUACUUCAUAUAACAAGUAUUUUUUUUACUGAAGUAUUAUAGCUGCAUUAUAUAAUAUUUUACAUUUCUUUUUGGUCUUCAUUAAUUGAUCUUGUUGUAGUAGCAUACGAUAAAUUAAUAAAGCUUUACCAU
This is a messenger RNA of Lingula anatina, 32306 nucleotides long. RefSeq lists its product as uncharacterized. Lineage: Eukaryota; Metazoa; Brachiopoda; Lingulata; Lingulida; Lingulidae. Gene Ontology annotation, molecular function: calcium ion binding; protein binding. The record is from RefSeq and is a predicted model, not a curated record.